Molecule: messenger RNA, 1588 nt
Organism: Syngnathoides biaculeatus (alligator pipefish)
Lineage: Eukaryota; Metazoa; Chordata; Actinopteri; Syngnathiformes; Syngnathidae
Product: ras-related protein Rab-25-like
Exons: 5
Coding region: 177-815 (212 amino acids)
Biological process (GO): exocytosis
Cellular component (GO): recycling endosome
Molecular function (GO): GTPase activity; GTP binding
Source: RefSeq, a predicted model, not a curated record
CCCCUCCGCAUCCACCGGCAGCCCGGAAGCGCUCGGAUGCGGUCGGACCGGUUCCGUCUUCCACCUCAGCGCGGAGAGCGACGAGGGCGACUGGAUGCAUUUCCUCGUCUGUCCGGGGGGCUUCUAAUGUCUGGCGGCGCCACGUCGGGGAGGCAGCCCGAGCGAGCGAUUGCAGGAUGGGGUCCGAUGACUCGUACAAUUUUGUCUUCAAAGUGGUUUUGAUCGGGGAGUCCGGCGUGGGCAAGAGCAACCUGCUGACCCGCUUCACCAAGAACGAGUUCAACCACGACAGCCGCACCACCAUCGGCGUGGAGUUCAGCACGCGCACCGUCCAGCUGGACAACUCCACCAUCAAGAUGCAAGUGUGGGACACGGCCGGCCUGGAGCGCUACCGGGCCAUCACCUCGGCCUACUACCGCGGCGCCGUGGGCGCCCUGCUGGUCUACGACAUCAGCAAGCACCUGACGUACGAGAGCGCCGAGCGCUGGCUGAAGGAACUCUACGACCACGCCGACCCCCACAUCGUGGUCAUGCUGGUGGGCAACAAGAGCGACCUGCGGGACAUGCGCACCGUGCCCGCCGAGGAGGCCGGGGCCUUCGCCGAGAGCAAGGGCCUGAUGUUCAUGGAGACGUCGGCGUUGGACUCCACCAACGUGGAGGCGGCCUUCAUCGACGUCCUGACGGCGAUCCAUCGCAAGGUGGCCAGCAGAGAGGUGACGCGCGGGUCCAUCAGCGCCGUCACCCUGUCGGCGGCGGCGAGCCGGGUCGGCGCCGAGGCCCAGGAGGAGCCAAAGCGAUGCUGCAGUAGCUCGUAAAAGAGAGAGGGAGGAAAAAAAAAAAAAAAGGACCAUCUCGGUCUAUAGCCCGCGAGCGUUUUGUGUUGCAAAUCACCUUGCGGCAUUGAAAUGAAUGAAAAUGCUUUUGAUCCGUUCCCGUGUCCCAAAAACAGUACCGCAAAAUUUUGUAAUGUUUUUAGAUUUUUAAAAAAAUGGAGCUCCACAGUAUUCUACAUGAAACAUACGGUGAAAAGUGAAAAGAAUUCAAGUUUACAUAUUGUUAUUCAAUGGGCAUUGUGCUACUCCGCUGCUCCCUCAGGUGUGCGCGCUAUGGCCACCAGGGGGCAGUAUAUGCCUGUGAGUGUUUUAACAUCUGUCUGCUUCUUGUUAACAUAUAAAGUUGUUCAAAGGUUUACAAGUGGUGUGUUAGCAUGAAGCUAGCCAGCUAAAGGCAAAGUCGGGUAAAUUGUUAAAAACGCGUACGUUGUGUUAUCUGAAGUUUUAUAGUAAACAUCUAUUUACUCACAAUUCACGAUACAAAAUUUGUAGCAGUUCGUACCGUUAAAAUCGCUGAAGUUUGAGCAUUACCACGGAAAUGAAGUGACGACAUCAUUUUGGGUGCUCCAGGGCACGUUUUAAAUUAUUUUGGAUUCUGCUCUCAGCUUUCGUUGUAAAGUUGUCGAAAAAAAAAAAAAAAAAGCACUGACAAUAAUUUGAAAUAAAUUAAGUUCAAACAAAGAUUCUUUUCAUUUUUCUUUUUUUUUAAAAAUCAUUCUUCCCACAAGUCAAAAUGUAUAAUAAUAACAAUAAUA